Molecule: messenger RNA, 1791 nt
Organism: Trichophyton benhamiae CBS 112371
Lineage: Eukaryota; Fungi; Ascomycota; Eurotiomycetes; Onygenales; Arthrodermataceae
Exons: 1
Coding region: 1-1791 (596 amino acids)
Molecular function (GO): catalytic activity
Source: RefSeq, a predicted model, not a curated record
AUGAUUCGACACCUCAUCUGGAAGAACGCCGGAUUCGCCAGCCUGCGCAAGAUCAGAAAACAGCUCGAAGACUACGAGCCGCGAGUCGACCCGACCGUCGUACCGACUUCCGAGAUCCUUGAAGACGAUGACGCCCUGCAGAACCAGGAAGCAGAAGGGGAGAAUGGCCAGAAAGUUUAUACCGCCGAAGCGCAGCUGGCCUCUACCGCCGUGCCGCCGCGCGCCAGAUACUAUACGGUGCAAGACUACCAUGACAUGUACGUCUCGGGUGAACUGACGCCGACGGCGGUAGCAAAGGCCAUCUUGCCGCUUAUACGCCGAGAUACUACGCCGCCGGGAGAACACUCUGCGGCCUGGUUCGAGACGCGGGUUGACCUGGUUCUGGCUGCGGCUGAAGCGUCAACCUUACGGUAUAAGCAGGGAUGCCCACGAGGACUGAUGGAUGGUAUACCAACCGCCGUCAAGGACGAGUACGACAUUGACGGGUACAAGACUUGUCUGGGCUCCUUGAACGAUUACACAAGCGAUCCUGCCUCAUCCGGCGGCUCCAUUGCCAGCUGGUGUGUAAGAAAGCUUGAGGAGGCCGGAGCUGUCGUCCUGGGGAAGCUCUCCAUGCACGAAUUCGGUCUGGGUAUGUAUACUCUCGCUGAGAUAUAUAUAUAUAUACUACAUAAACAAGUAUUAACAGUCGAUGUAGAUACCUCUGGAAGUAACCCGAACUACGGCACUCCCCUCAACCCGUACAACCCCAAGUACUACACCGGCGGCAGUUCCUCCGGCACCGCUUACGCAGUCAGUGUCGGACUGCUCCCCUUUGCCCUCGGAAGUGAUGGCGGCGGCAGCAUUCGCAUCCCAUCCUCGUUCUGCUCCGUCUACGGCCUCAAGCCAACCCACAGCAGAAUCUCCCACCACCCGGGCCCCAACCAUUCCAACACCUGUGCCGUCAACGGGCCCAUAGCGGCUGACCUGCAAUCCCUCUCCGCACUCUACCGCAUCAUAGGCUGCCCGCCACCAACCUCACCUUUCCUGCCAGUCUCUCCAAGGCUCGCGCCCUGCAAUCCCAACGGCGCCAAAUACCUCGGAGUCCCCGAAGCGUGGUUCUCCCAGGCAACUCCCGCAAUCCAACGUCUCUGCCGAUCCGCCAUCUCCACCCUCGCUGAUAAACACAACUACACCGUCGUGCCCAUCCAGAUACCCUACCUGGUUGAAGGCCAGAUCGCACACGCCGUCACCAUCCUCACUGACGCCGCGACUUUGCUCCCCGAUACAUCCAAUCUCACAGCCCCGAAUAAGAUACUGCUUGGUCUGGGUCGCGAAACGCCUGCUACGGAUUACUUGCUUGCUCAGAAGCUUCGUCGCUUGCUAAUGCAGCAUCUCUCCUGGCUAUGGAAGGAGUACCCGGGUAUGAUCAUUGUGACGCCCACGACCAGCUGCGCGGGCUGGCCGAUUCGGGACCAGAAGGAGCUCAAGUACGGUAUCAGCGAUGGAGACCAGACGCUGAAAACGAUGAAUUUCAUCUGGUUGGCUAACUUUACUGGUCUCCCUGCGAUUAAUGUGCCUGCGGGCUUUGUAGUUCCCGAGGGCGCGAAGAACGAAGGCGAGAUCGCGGAGGAGAGCACCGAGGGGAAGAUACCGAUUGGGUUGAUGGGGACGGGCGAAUGGGGCAGUGAGGAUUUCCUUAUGCGUUGGGGUCUGGAUGUUGAGAAUGUCGUGGGUGAUCGCAGGUCGAAACCGCCUGUCUGGGUGGACGUCGUUGCUAAGGCGAAGCAAGCUAUGCAAUCCGGCGUGUAG